AUGGCGGUUGCUGUUCGCCCAGCAACCCAGGACGACCUGCCCCAGAUCCGAGAGAUCUUCGAGCACUACGUUCUGAAUACGGUCGUUUCCUUCCUGGUACAAAAGCCGCCACCGAACUACGUCGCCUCCCGGUUUCAGGAAAGCUGCUCUCGCAAUCUUCCCUACUUGGUAGCGGUCGAUGACCGGCGCCAAGUUGUUGGUUAUGCCUACGCGUCAGCCUUUCGUGGCUUUAUGCUGGGAUACGGACACACUGUGGAAAUCAGCCUCUUCUGUCAUCCGCAACACACGAACAAAGGCAUUGGGAGUCAAAUGAUCAAGCGGCUGAUCGAGUUGCUGCGCACCACCAAACACCUCACGCGAGAGGUGGGCCACGAGGACAAUGUCGUCGAGUUCGAUGUGAGGAAGGUGAUGGCUAUCAUGGCUGUUGACGAGACUGCACCAGGAAAUGGUCUGGCGCUGCGAGACUGGUACACACGACGGGGAUUCAAAGAGGUGGGCCGAUUACAUGGCGUUGGUUUCAAGAAGAACAGAAUGUACGAGGUCGAAUUCGUAAGGGACCCAACUGCUGACGAGAUGCGUGAUCAGACUUGA
Fonsecaea multimorphosa CBS 102226 is the source of this 591-nucleotide messenger RNA. RefSeq lists its product as uncharacterized. The record is from RefSeq and is a predicted model, not a curated record. Gene Ontology annotation, molecular function: acyltransferase activity, transferring groups other than amino-acyl groups. The transcript has a single exon. Bases 1 to 591 code for a protein of 196 amino acids. Lineage: Eukaryota; Fungi; Ascomycota; Eurotiomycetes; Chaetothyriales; Herpotrichiellaceae.